Messenger RNA from Pyricularia grisea, 207 nucleotides. RefSeq lists its product as uncharacterized. Bases 1 to 207 code for a protein of 68 amino acids. The record is from RefSeq and is a predicted model, not a curated record. NCBI's taxonomy places the organism in Eukaryota, Fungi, Ascomycota, Sordariomycetes, Magnaporthales, Pyriculariaceae. The transcript is spliced from 2 exons.
AUGUCUGCGCGGAACCAACCGCGGAGUGCCCUCGUCAAGGGAAUUCUCGGAAAGGCUUCUGGUGGUAGGGAGCGCCAUGGUGCCGAUGGCAAAAAGAGCAAUAAGCUUAACGAGUUUGGAAGUGCCCAUUUUGAAGAUCGUGGCUUUGCAGGCUGCCAAGUCAUUUCGGUCUCCUUCCGCUCAAGGCGAGUCGUGUACAAGCUCUAA